AUGGCUCCAGUUACCUCCAGAAAGCAAAAGAUCACCAAGACCUUCACUGUCGACGUUUCUUCUCCAACUGAGAACGGUGUGUUCGACCCAGCUUCUUACGCCAAGUACUUGAUUGACCACAUCAAGGUCGACGGCCACUUGGGUAACUUGGGUAACGCCGUUUCCGUGGAGCAGAACGACUCUGUUGUGACCGUUGUCUCCACCACCAAGUUCUCCGGUAAGUACUUGAAGUACCUCACCAAGAAGUACUUGAAGAAGAACCAAUUGAGAGACUGGAUCAGAUUCAUCUCCACCAAGACCAACGAGUACAAAUUGGCCUUCUACCAAGUCACUCCAGAGGACGAGGAAGACGAAGAGUAA
This is a messenger RNA of Lachancea sp. 'fantastica', 360 nucleotides long. Lineage: Eukaryota; Fungi; Ascomycota; Saccharomycetes; Saccharomycetales; Saccharomycetaceae. The record is from the annotation of a GenBank genome assembly.